Messenger RNA from Erigeron canadensis, 1166 nucleotides. RefSeq lists its product as uncharacterized. Bases 129 to 851 code for a protein of 240 amino acids. The record is from RefSeq and is a predicted model, not a curated record. The transcript has 5 exons. Lineage: Eukaryota; Viridiplantae; Streptophyta; Magnoliopsida; Asterales; Asteraceae.
AAUUUUAUUGGAACCAAACAAACAAAUGCUGCAAUUUAAUUGAUAGAUUAAUUAAUUCAGUUUUUCGGUUUAUUAUUAUCAUUAAAUAUAAUAAUAAUAAUAAUUAGGGUUAGGGUUUGUUUAUUAUAAUGCUUUGUCCUGAAUUAAACACUCAGAUUCAAACAUGGCUUCGUGAUUACGAUAAGAUUCAAUCCUUUGCCGUUUUUCUCAUUUACAUUCAGAUUGGUUGUGCUUUGAUCGGAUCAUUGGGAGCGUUAUAUAAUGGAGUUUCGCUUAUAAAUGUUGUUAUUGGAUUAUUUGCAUUGGUUGCUAUCGAGAGUAGCAGCCAGAGUCUCGGCCGGACGUACGCAGCUCUUUUGUUUUCCGCGAUUUUGUUAGACAUUUUGUGGUUCUGCCUAUUUUCUCAUGAAAUAUGGUACAUUUCUUCUGAGAUUUAUGGAGAGUUUGCCAUCUUUUCUGUGAGAUUGACCCUGUUAAUGCAAAUUAUUGGGUUCACAGUAAGAUCCUCAUCCUCGUUAUUAUGGAUUCAGAUGUAUAGAUUGGGGCCAUCACUUGUAGAUAUUACAGUUCCUCGAGAUGGAGACUUGGAUUCAAGGAACAGUUUUAUGUGUCCUGCUACCCCUCCUGUAAUUAGACGUGCUGCUGGGUCUGUUGACCCCAUAUAUGAUCCAGGGUUCUACUCAUCUCUUUUUUCAGAUAACCAAGAUGAAGGAUCUUUACACUUGGGAGGUCAAUAUCAUAGCGUUAGCAUGGACGGGUCUCUGUCUGAUUCUCUGCUGAAGCCAGCUCUAGGCAAAUCUCUUCGGUCCAAACAUGAAAAAAGUGUAGUAAGCAGGCUCGGGAGCCUUUAAAGUAGACUAUUUGAUCAUAUAUACACCUAUUCGGCAUGACCAUCAUUCCCAGCAUAUUAUUUUUUACCUCAGGAGGUUCAUUCUUAUAUUCGAAUUUCCCUUGAUAAUUCUUGGUGACAAGUUUUGUACAGUCACAUCUUACAUUUUAUUAUACAGUAUUUGUUGGAAAGGCCACAAUGCCGAAACUGCUACGCAAUUCCUAGAUAGAUAUAAUCAACAUCUUUUUGACAGGUUUGCACUUCAUGUAAAGGUCGAAUUACUAUACAUUUAGUAAAUUAGUAUGCAUGUCCUGGAAAUUACAAGCCAUCUUCCUUA